AUGUCUAUAGUUAACACUGCUAUACCAAGAAGGGGGACUUUUACUAAACUGACUCUGCCGCUCUUGCUAAAACGACUAAGGCCAAGGACAAAGCCCAAGUUCGAGGCCCUGUUGAGAAGAAGCUCAGAGGAGUCAGAAAGUCUUUGUUGCCCCUAUCACCUCCGAACCUCCGCUCUGUGGGAAGGGCAUGGCUGUGGCUUGGGUCCGGGAGACCUACUCCAGCCUUCCGUGUGCAUCCUUUCCUCUAAACCUGGCAGCCAGUCACCAAGUGGCAAAUGCAUUUCGUCUCAGGGCUUCUCUUGCCGUCCACUAAGGCAUUCUGAAGAAUGCAGAGAGAAUGGGAAAGAAUAUGGCAAAGCUGAUGCAAGAUGGGUUAAUUUUGACCCAACCAUUGUGUCUGUGGAAAUUCUGACUGUUGUCCUGGAUGGGUCUCUGGCAUUGGUCCUCAUGUACGCCAUAGUCAAAGAGAAAUAUUAUCGGCACUUCAUACAGAUUACUCUGUGCGUGUGUGAAUUGUAUGGCGGGUGGAUGACUUUCUCCCCGGAGUGGCUUAUGGGAAGCCCCAACCUCAACACCAACAAUUGGCUCUACUUUUGGGUCUACCUGGCAUUUUUCAAUAGUGUGUGGGUUCUGAUCCCAGGACUGUUACUGUGGCAGUCGUUGGUAGAACUCAAGAAAAUGUAUCCCAAAGGGACCAGCUUAGGGAAAAAGUUCCAAUGAAUUUUCAAAAAUCAUAAACAUUAUUUUCUAGCUUUAUGAGCCAGACUGGAUUAAACCUUUUUGUUUUGAUAAAAUUUAAUACAUUCCAGUCUACAAUUUCUUUUAUAUUGUUAUUCCUAAACAACCGACUUCAAAUUGAUUGUAAGAUGGCAAGAUUUAGUUGUUGAUUUAUUUUUCCAGUUAAAUGGCAAUAUAGGGAACAGAGAAUAAAUUUUAACUUGUAAUAAUCACAUAGUUAAUUAAACAUUUUUAUAUCUAAGAUUAAUUGUGCUAUGUUAAUAAAGCCAAUAAUCACAAAA
Myotis lucifugus (little brown bat) is the source of this 1019-nucleotide messenger RNA. It is a transcript of the gene EBPL, whose product is annotated as emopamil binding protein like. Gene Ontology annotation, molecular function: cholestenol delta-isomerase activity. The transcript is spliced from 5 exons. Lineage: Eukaryota; Metazoa; Chordata; Mammalia; Chiroptera; Vespertilionidae. Bases 1 to 720 code for a protein of 239 amino acids. Gene Ontology annotation, biological process: sterol metabolic process. Gene Ontology annotation, cellular component: membrane; endoplasmic reticulum. The record is from RefSeq and is a predicted model, not a curated record.